Messenger RNA from Ceraceosorus bombacis, 1662 nucleotides. The record is from the annotation of a GenBank genome assembly. Lineage: Eukaryota; Fungi; Basidiomycota; Exobasidiomycetes; Ceraceosorales; Ceraceosoraceae.
AUGUUGAUCUCCUCCAUCUUUUUCCUCUUGGGAUCCAUCGAACAAUCGGCUUCUCAAGUGUUCAGGGAACUCGUGCUGGGACGUGUGCUUGUGGGUCUGGGAGUGGGCAUGGCUAGCAUGGUCAUCCCCAUCUACCUUGCCGAGUGCGCACCGUCCGAUCUUCGAGGCAGAAUAGUAGGCAGCAACAGUGCGCUCGUCACUGGUAAGUUCGACAUGCGUCUCGUCUCGUCUCGUAUCAUCUCGUCUCCACGCCAUCCUCACGCUUUACACCGCACAUUGUCCUCUCCCCCCACGCAUCCGCCUCCCACUCUGCCUUUUCUCGCCCCUUUCCAAUCUUCAACAACAUCCAGGCGGACAAGUGACGGCGUACGCCAUCUCUGCUGCUUUCUAUCACCUGCCUCACUCAUGGCGCUGGAUGGUGCUUACAGGAGCUCCGCCAGCUUUAGCUCAACUCGUAGGUCUGUGGGCCCUGGACGAAUCACCGCGCUGGUUGCUGCACCAGGGCAAACAUGCUCAAGCUAGAAGAGCUUUGGCACGCAUGUACCCUUCAGCAAAUGAUGAUCAGAUCGAGGAGCAAUUAAAAGCUUUUGAGCUUUCAUCGUCGUCAUCCGAGCAGCAAGAGCAGGAUGAGAGGCGAACGGGAUUGGAUGGAGUUGAAGGUAUCGCGGCGCUUGUUGGGAGGAGCAGCCCAGGCGGCAAGGAUGGCGCGCAGGGCAUUCGGCAACUCUUGGCGGAUCGUUCGGCUAGGAAAGCUCUGCUGUUGGCUUGCGGUCUACAAGCUUCUCAACAGCUAGUCGGCGCCAAUUCCAUGUGAGUUUGCCUGACGUCCCUGCCUUGCGAAAUGCUACGAAGUGCACGUCCCCCCCCCCUUUUUUGUUCGCUUUCCGAGAUGGGCUUACACUCCAUCUUUGCCUUCUUUGCCCCCCCUGCUCCUUUCGUGUCUUUUUCUCUCCUCUUCCAAAACAUCAUUGGCGCCCCGCUCGCUCGCAAAAGUCUAUACUUUUCCUCUCGCUUGCUACAAAUGUGCGGAUUCGUCGCAAAUCCGAAUCUAGCAGCGUUGGGCGUAGCGCUUGCCAAUUUCGUGGGCACGUUGAUCGCCUUGAGAUUGGUGGAUCGAUUGGGUAGGAGAAGGUUAUUGUUGGGCGCUACGGCUGCUUGUUCGAUAGCGCUCGCUGCGCUCGCUUUCUCGAUUGGAAGGAUACGAUUGGGCGAUGUGACGGAUGGGAGGGAUGUGCUGAAGGGCACGAUGACGGGAGCUAGCAGCAGCAGCGAGAGCUCCGUUGCAUCGCUGCUCCAUGGACGACAGAACGCUCGAGAUCAAGAAUCACCUGGUCCUUGGGCUUAUGCCAGCUUGGCAGCUGUGAGUUGCGAAGAGCGCAUCCCUUUGCGCAUCUCAUCAUCCUUUCUAAGCUCAUCAAACAAUCUCGACCUAGAUGACGCUGUUCAUAUUUUGCUACGCGCUCGGUGAGGCAUCUUCGAGCACUCUAGCUCUCACUCCAAACACAUCCCCCAGGCCGCUCACCUUCGCAUCCUUGCCAUUCUCAUCCGCUCUACCUUUCCCCUCCCACCUCCUUUUCUGCAGGUCUCGGCAUCAUCCCCGUGGGUGUGAUGCGAUGCGCAUAUCCUCUAGGCUAUGCAAGCUGGCAUCCCAGCAAAAGCUAA